GCCUAGCUUGUCGACAGCUUGCUUGGGCGACAAAACGGCGCAUAUUUGAGGCCACACGGGCGGUGCCGAGCCCUCCUGACACUCAUUGCUCGGCUGCGACUACUGCCGCGACUCGUGACGCGCAGCUGAGGCACACUCUCCCACACUUGUGAGAGCACACUGAGGCACGCGGAGCGAAACCAUGCGCUGCCACUACGAGGUCCUAGGAGUAGAGAAAGACGCCGACGACGCGCAGCUCAAGAAGGCCUACCGGAAGCUCGCCCUGAAAUUGCAUCCGGACAAAAACGUGGGAGACGCGUCGGCCGCGGAAAAGUUUAAGGAACUCAAUGCUUCGUAUGAAACGCUGACGGACGCGACGGAGCGACGAUGGUACGACGACCAUCGAGAUGAUAUAUUAGCUGGUAGGGACUUGAAUGAUUCCUCAUCCGACGACGACUUCAGAGAGAGAAAAGGGACGAGACUCAAAAAGCGGGAGGUCAAUUUGUGGCCCUACUUCAAUUCGAACGCCUUCGAUGGGUUUGAGGGUCCUCAAGGCUUCUACGCGGUUUAUGGAGAUGCCUUCCGGCAAGUCGAGGAGUCGGAAGAACGAAGUGCGGACGAGCCUGAGAUGAGAUGUGACUUCGGCGACGCUUCGUCGGAGUGGGAGGCCGUCAAGGCCUUCUACGACAAAUUUGUCGACUUUCAAAGUCAAAGAUCAUUCUCGGCUUACGACAAGUAUCGAGCGUCGACGGACGAGGGCCGAAGGAUGCGCCGCGCGGUCGACCAGGAGAAUGCCAGACAUAGGAGACAAGCGAAGAGUACUUAUCAAGACAUGGUGCGGCAAUUAGCAUUAUUUGUAAGGAAGCGGGACCCGCGCGUCAAAAAACGUAUGGAGGACGUGGCGAGGGAACGGGAGGCGAAAAGAGCCGCAGCAGAGGCGCUGAAGUUGAAAAAACGCCAGGAGAACCUCGAAGCGCGGCGGAAGUGGCGCGAGCAGGGCCCCGUGGACGACGGCUACGAGGCGCGCCAGGGCGUCACGCUCGCGGAUCUGGACGAUAAAAAGGAGAAGGCUACUACUACUAUAUACUCAUGUGCCGCGUGCAAGAAGACCUUCAAAUCGGAAAAGCAGUACGCGAACCACUGCCUUUCGAAAGCUCAUAAAAAGAAGGCUGGUAGCUCUGCGCCGCCGCCUCCGCCGCCGCAGAAGCCGCGUGUCGACUCGUUCGAUGUGGGAUUCUUUUCCGCUACAAGUAACGACGCGGCGAUCGCCGCGGCGCUCGAGUCUGAUGAUGACGAGGAGGACGUCGACGCCGUCUUUGAUGGUGGCGACCCCGACGCCAUCGCCGCCAUGAAGGACCGCCUCGAGGCCGCGGCGGCGGCGGCGGAGGCCGAUGCCGCCAGCCUGUGGACCGCCGACGCCGCCGAAGACGACGACGCGACGUCCUCGGACUCAGACGGCGCGUUCGUGAACCCCUUCGCGGCCGCGGCGGCCGACACGUCGGACGAGGACGACACGUCGGCGACGUCGAGCGACUCGGAGGUCGAGGCGCCGGCGCCGGCGCCGCCGCCGGCGCGGAAGCCGCGCCGGCGCAAGGACAAGGACAAGGCGGCGACGGCGCCGCCGCCGCCGCCGCCGCCCCAGCAGAAGAAGAAGAAGGGCAAGAAGGGCCGGCGGGGCGCGGCCUCGGACGACGACGUCCCGGCGAUGGCGUGCACGGGCUGCGGCGCGACGUUUCCCUCGCGGUCGAAGCUGUUCGCGCACCUCAAGGCGAAUCCUGGGCAUGCGAAGCUGAAGAAGUAA
Molecule: messenger RNA, 1780 nt
Organism: Pelagomonas calceolata
Lineage: Eukaryota; Pelagophyceae; Pelagomonadales; Pelagomonadaceae
Source: the annotation of a GenBank genome assembly